Molecule: messenger RNA, 7166 nt
Organism: Erpetoichthys calabaricus (reedfish)
Lineage: Eukaryota; Metazoa; Chordata; Cladistia; Polypteriformes; Polypteridae
Gene: mtmr10
Product: myotubularin related protein 10
Source: RefSeq, a predicted model, not a curated record
GGUGGAUUGAAAAAUGGAUGGAUUGAAAAUACAGUUUGUGAAAGUUGGAAUAACCCCCAUCCAGCAGAUGGCAGCAAUAGACCACUGCUCAUGAUCCCAUCCUGCCACAGUUCAAGCGACUCAUUUUAAAGAAACAGGACCGAAGUUGCAGUGCUCGCCUGCCGGUGGAGUCUUCCCAUUCGGCAGGACUUGCGCUCUGUUCGGUGUGUGAGUUGUUCCGCGUGCCCACUAAGUUUCGCCUGGAAUUUGGACCUCGUGUCUUCUGUCCCUCAUGUGCUGCCGUAGUACGUUCAUCAGUCACAAUGGCUGAGGCGCCACCGUGCUGUCAGGCGUGCGGAAAACCCGGAUUCACGCCUAAAUGUAGUUCAGAUUGAUGCCACUAUAGUCCAUCGGAUGUUUAGUCUCUUCACCCAGAUAAAGUAACCAGAGUGACAGACAAAAUGGAGACGAUCAAUGGGUGCUAAUUCUCACGACACUCUCGCGGCCUGAGCUGUGUGUUCGAAGUGGGGGAAGAAUCAGCCCACUCCCUCCUCCUUCUCCGCCUCCUCCUCCCUCUUGACUCCGAGUGAGUGGACGGAGAAACACUCUUCAUUCUGCUACAUCGAUGGGAGCUUUGAGAGGGGAUUUCUCUCCGAUGAAGCCGAACACUUGCUUGUCCAGUGUCUGUCCAAAAGGCAGUGCCCACUGACGACUGCGUUUAUUUCGGGCACUUCUAACGUGACCAUGUUUUCCGUGAAGCCACCGAAGCCAACUUUCAGAUGUUACCUUCCUCCACAGCAGACAGGAAUUAAGAAACCUCCCCUGACAACUCCAAAGAAGCUGGAAGCAAAACUACUGCCAGGAGAAAUUGUGGUUAAUGAAGUUAACUUCGUAAGAAAAUGUAUUGCCUCAGAUACCAGUCAACAGGAUCUCUGGGGGAAACUGGUCUGCACAAACUUCAAGAUCUCCUUUAUUACUGAUGACGUCAUGCAUCACGUGAAGUUCCAGUAUAAAAGCUUUCUUUUAGGAGAACAUGAUAUUCCCCUGACAUGCAUUGAGCAGAUAGUGACUGUAAACGAUGCAAAGAGGAAGCAGAAAGUACUCAUCUCAAACCAAAAGCUCAAAUUCAACCCCACUGAGUUAAUAAUUUAUUGUAAAGAUUUCCGCAUUGUGCGCUUUCGUUUUGAUGAAGCUGGGCCAGAGAGUGCAAAGAAGGUCUGUCUGGCUAUUGCUCAUUAUUCCCAGCCUGCUGAUCUUCAACUUCUGUUUGGAUUUGAAUAUGUGGCAAGAGUGUAUUAUAAUUCAGGCAACAAAGUUAACUGUGUGGACCCAGGAGGAGGCGGAUUAGAGAAGAAAUCAUUGUGUGAGCAGACCCCACUGUUUGAUAAGCCCUCCGACUGGGACAGAGAAAUCAAGCGUACGGGAGCAUCAGAAUGGCGAGUCUGCUCCAUUAAUGAAGGCUACAAAAUUUCACCGAAUCUUUCAGAAUAUUUUGUGGUUCCAGUGUCUCUGGCAGAUCAAGACCUCCGACAGUUUUCUCAGUUUUUCACUGGAUUUCGUAUUCCCUUGUGGUGUUGGAAUCACAGUAAUGGGAGUGCUUUGGUACGAAUGGCCAGCAUCAAAGAUGUCAUGCAGCAGAGGAAACUGGAUCAAAGGGUUUGUGCGGCCAUUACAAGAAGUCAUCCAAACAGAAGUGAUGUGUACAAGAGCGACUUGGACAAGAGCCUUCCCAGCAUACAAGACAUUCAGACUGCGUUUACAAAGCUCCGACAGGCUUCUGUCAUUGAUCCUUUCGAAGAGUCAGAGGAGAGGUGGCUGUCUUCCAUUGAGAACUCCCGUUGGCUGGAAUAUGUCAGGUGUUGCUUGAAACAUGCAGCCGAGCUGGUGUACAUGCUGGAGGGCAAGCGGGUUUCGGUUAUUCUUCAAGAGGAAGAAGACCGGGACCUGUCCUGUCUGAUCUCUUCUCUCAUCCAAGUGAUGCUGGACCCCCACUUCCGGAGUAUUGCAGGCUUUCAGAGCCUCUUACAGAAGGAGUGGGUGAUGGCUGGAUACAGGUUUCUUGAUAGAUGUAACCACUUGAAGAAGUCGGACAAGGAGGAGUCCCCCUUGUUCCUGCUCUUUCUGGACUGUGUCUGGCAGCUGCUUGUCCAGUAUCCUGCUGCCUUUGAGUUCACUGAGACCUUCCUGACAGUUUUGGGUGACAGCUUGUGGCUCUCGAUCUUCAGCACGUUUCUCUUCAAUUGUCCCCAGCAGCAGGAUGAACACUGCAGGGAGUUUGUAAAAAGCAGGAGUAUCAGCUGUGGAGAUGAAAAGCCUUUACGGUUUCCUCCGGUCUGGGAUUGGUCUCAGCAGUUCUCCGAGAAAGACCAGGCUCUCUUUAAUAACCCACUGUAUGUUGGCAAAAGUGCGAGCUGUGUGCAAAAUGGAGCCGUAAAGUCGUUUAAAAGAACAAAGAAAAACUACAGUUGCACUCUUCGAGGAACAUCAUCACUGAAGAACGGUUUGCUCAGCGAGCCAGAGUUUAUGCCAAGGAGAAACUCUCUGGUCCUCCGCCUGAAAGCGGACUUCUCGCACGUGAGAGAUUACCCAGACAGCCCAUCAGAGCAGUUCUUCUGCGAGUGGUUCUCUAAGCCCGCCGAUCUGCAAGGGCUUCUGCUCCCACAGCUUCUCCCAUCCCACAUCAAACUUUGGAAACUGUAUUUCCUACGCUGGGUCCCUGAAGUACAGAUCAACAUGGGGGGGUCCGUCACUGCCUUCCACAAAAUGUCCGUGUUGGCAGACGAGAUUGAAAUGCUGCAGCAGCGCUUGCGGCAGUACAAAGGAGUGGGCUCUCUGUCGGCGGGCACUCCUGAAGCUCACCAGAGCAGGAUGUUCUUCAGGGCAAGCAACUUGAGUGACUCUUCUCCGAUGCCUGAAUACUUGACCUCAUCAUUCCCGUUUUCUCCUGUUGGGAAUCUCUGCAAACGCAGCAUUCUUGGAACUCCACUCAGUAAAUUUUUAGGCGGGACCAAAAUUUGGAUCUCCACAGAAACUCUGGCCAGUGAGGCAAUGUGAGUCGCGCGGUGGGCAGAGCCCUGUGCACUUGGCAGUGGGGUUGGCGAGAAGUGGAAUGGCUACAACCUUUGGGGGGGGGGGGGGGGGCAGCGGGCUGUACUGGUUACAUAUUUUGCACAAAAUUCUUUAAAAAAAAAAAAAAAAAAUCGGCUUGAAUCGCACAAUUUUUCAGGUAAUACUCUGCUGCCAAGAUUGCUUUUCUUACGGACAUAAAAUAUUUUUGUAGUUGUACCGACUUUAAGGGCUCGCUCGUUCUACUGUACGUAUCGCAAAUUUGGCCACUCGGUUGACAUAUGGAAUCCGCGCAGACACAAAUAGAGAAGUUUGUUGUAAAUGCAGCGAGCGGAGUGCGGCGUCACACACCCGGCUCUCGAACUGCUGUUCACGUGUCGCAUGAUGUGCCAUAACGGCAAGUGCCGACGUUAAAGUCGCGGGCAUCUGCCUGCAUGGAACGGAGAGUGACGGCUGAGACUUGUUGACGCCACCAGUGACUCCCGCUCCUGGACUUGUUAAGGGUGUUGCCUUUAAGUGCACUGACUCUUCCGCCUGGUGCUUGGGAGAGAUGCGACCUGACGCUGCUGUGCAGCUCUGGCGCGCUUUGUUUUUAUUUUGGUUAUAAUUUGUCAUAUAUAUCAAAUGAUUUUAACAGCUUACUAGAACUGUCACUAUUUACCAAAGUGUGAAUGGAUGAUUUUCCUUGAUAAACGUGUUUUGAUUUCUGGUAGUUGUAUCAACAGCCGAAGUUCAAACCAGCUUGGUUAUCAAAUGGUGAAACUUGUGUUUGAUAGGCAAGUCUAACGCUUGAUAAGCGCUUGGAGGAAACGGUGAAAAGCAGCGCAGUCGUGAUGUGUAAUAAGACAUAGAGGAGGACUUGCUGACCACAUCUAGUGCUCCAGCAGGGGGGCUUCAUCACGAAUUUAAAAAAACGUAAGGCAUACUGCCUCAGUAAGAAAAGCAAUUUAAACAAAUAAGCAGACCCUUAUUCAGGUUGUGUUGUUCUCCACAAAUAUAUGAAGACGGCUGAUUAGAGAAGCUCUUUUCUUGUGCACCAGAUGCAGGCCUUUGGAAUUUUGGGGUGUUGAAGGUUUAUUUCUGGCAGAAGUAAUCGCCUCUGUGUGUUUAUAAGUCCAGUGAUACAGUUGGGACAGCCCAGUGGUCUUGUGAGGCCCUGACGUGUGUGUGUGUGUGUGUGUGACUGACGAGACGUAGCUUUACUCUUACAGAAGCGCUCACGGUGGAGUGUUGGUGAACAGCAGCCUAAUGUGCUGUGCAGAUUUUAGGAGAGGCACACAGUGGGCUACACCCUCCUCUACGAUGGUCUCCUUGUCGGACAUGUAACAGCAAAGGGGUUUGUUUGGCCCUGUGUUUAAACUCUCUCUCCACUUUCAUUGAGUUGCUCUGACAUUCUAACACCGUUAAGAUUACAUAUACUUACAGUCCCAAGUCGCAGCCCACCAAACCGUAGGUUUUGAAAGUCCCGUUUGUAGCCACUCAGGUAAGGUGUCGGCGUCCAGAAUUUACUGGAUUGCACAGUCAGAUUGACCAAUGUGGUGACUACAAAACAUACCGAGGUGCAAAUGUUCCCAAUUAAAUAGACAGUGGGGCGUUACCAGGGGCACAAGACGGGCAGGCAGUGACUGGACUAUCAACCACAAGGGUGCCAGUUCUUGUCACAGCUCUGAAGCCCUGUGUGACACACAAGUUCAGCCCAGUGGCUGCCACUAUCUUAUUUGAAGUGGACUCCCACCUCGUAAUUAAGCAAGCUGCUCUUUCACUGUUUCUAUGUGAAUUUUUUUUUUCCAGAAAUUAUUAGGCAAACAUUUUACCAAAUGAAGCAAACUCGUGUGUGGUAGAUGGAUACAAAUUCUUUUGCAAGGCUUUUUAAUAGUUUGUCCUUCUCUAAGCUCUCUGACUAAAAAGCAUCCAAGUGGGUAACACUGAAGCACCUGCCCUUCAGCAGCCAGAGUUGUUUGGUCUGCCAGUCAGUAUUUGGGUACAGGUAGGGGCACAAACCUCACAGAAAAAGAACAAAAAAAAAAGCAAAAUUCUAUGAAAAUGACAAAACAGAGUUAAGCAUUUAAUGAUAUGGCAGAAAUGCAAAUAUUUCUUUCUUCUAAAUGUAAACACACUACCGCACUUUUUUGGAAUAUGAAAUUAGAAAGAAAAAUAAGUCCGCUAAUUAAACAGCACUAUCACGUAAAGAGAAAAAUUGUUGGCACCAAAUUGGGGUGCCAGUAGUGGAGCCGACUUGCCCUGGCAGCUGUACAGUACACUGAGCUGGCAAAUCGCCCUUGGCGUACAACAAAGACAGACGAGCAUCUGUGGAGAGCUCAUGCCUGGCUUUAACACUUGAAGAAGAAGAGGGCCACCAGUCCCAGCAGCAGCAGAGAGGUACAGUAGAGUCUAAAAAUACUAAACUUACUAACACUUCCCACCACCUGGGGUCUGGCAGGAUUAGUCUGGUGGAGCAGCUGAUGAAGGGGCUUCGGAAAUCCUUGUGUGGAGUUUUCAAUUAAACGGUUGGUAUAAAUUCUAAAUUGCACAUAUUUGUAAAUUGUGAUCAUUUGAUUAACCCUUAUUACAACCUAGAAGUUGACAAAGAUGUAUAUUUUUAUAGUUCCAUAGUUUGGUACUAUCAGUAGUGGUCAUUUAGACAUUAUUUAAGCAAGAUUUAUUGUGUGAUUGAAGUUUUGGAUUCACUUGCAUUGCCCAGCGGGGUUUGUGAUAAAGGGAUACUAGAUAUUUAUAUGAGGUUUUCCUUAUUUGCUGAUAUGGUACAAUACUACCGCUUUAAAAAUGGAAUUUUGACACUGUUUUCAGAUUGUAUAUAUUUUUAAAAUCGUAAAAGGUUUCAUGUCCUAAAGAUAUUUUGAAAAAGUAUAUAUUUGUAACAUUUCUGAAAAAAAAGAAGUUUGCGUUACCUUUGCAAAACCAGUCAUUAAAUGGAUGAGGGCUUAAGUACUGCUCUUUUUAUUUUUAUAAUUCUUGUUCCUGGUAGUUUCUCAAUAAGGUUGGGUACAACUGUCCCAAGGCUUCUGUGGACUUCAGUCCCAGGACAGGUUACUUGAGUUCUUCAUUUGGACUUAAUACAGGGUGGCGCAGGGAAACAGGAAAUUUUCAAUUGACGUUCAGUGCACAAAUAAAGAUGUUACAAAAUACAUUUAAUGAUGAAAUGGGUACACUUGGCUUUUAAGAUGUCCUCACAAACAGUGAGAUUGUCACUGUUGCAUGAAUGACGCGCCUUCUAAACAAUCGUCGAAUAGCUGCCAUCAAUUGUCGGGAAGUAUGUGAAGUGUGGACUUCCUCUUUAAGGCUGAACUCGUUUCUUCAAAAUUACACACCCAUGUUGUAAUCGCAUGAGCAGACGGGACACGAUCAUGACGUCCUAACUGGUAAUGACACUGAAAUUCCCUUUGCGCAGCGGUCACAAUAUCGCCAUUCUUAUACAAGGCUUUCUCAGUGAACGCUUGUUGCGCACCACUCCACUGCUCCAUUAUAACUAACGGCAGAGGGUUCUAAACAACUGCCGACACCCCAGGGUUGCCAACACCCAGUUCCAGAAUUUCCCGUCUCCCUGCACCACCCUGUAUUAGCACAGUCAGUCUUGCCAUUUUGAGAUCACGGCUUUAAUUGAUGCGUCUUGACAGUUCCCCCAACCGAGAGGUCUACAUAAAGCAGGUCAUUUUUCUUGACAGGCCUUGGUGUAAAUUAUAAAGGUUUAAUUUGUUGAAACCACUGCCCUGUCCACUCAUUGGUUAAAGUCCUGAGAUCUCAAAAACAAAGCCGUGUUGAUAUUCUGGAAAAGGUGUGAAUGAUCCCUGGCAGGGUCACUGGUACAAAUAAACAAAGAAAAGGAGUGGCGUCCAUGAUGGGGGUCCAACAAACUGCCACUACUGAGCGGCCACUCAAGCCCUCGAGAACACAGCUGCCUACCUUUAUCAAAGAAAUCUGCCACCGUUUGCCUUUGGAAUAUAUACUUCACUUGGAAUCGACCUUAUUUUCCUAUUAGUUUUUUUUUUUUAAUGCACUCUUUCUGUAUUAAGGCUGUGUUAUUAAAAUGGCACAAUUUGAAACAAAACUGUUAACUGGUAAUGUAAUACUAAAUAAAAACUUAAUUUUCAGCAAUAAUAAUC